CAAUAUCGUUAAUAUCAAACAUCAAUUAAAUAAAAUUUCUUCAUUUAAAUUAAAAAUACAAUAAAUUAAAUUAAAAGUUUUUCUUAUUUUCAUUUUUGGUUGAAAACACUUGCAAAUCACUAAACUAGUAAUAAUGUGUCCAAUAGGCUGUCGUUUCAAUGGUCACCGGUUGUCACCACAUAUGCACUGGUUUUGGAUACCAGUGCUGUACGCGAUACGGGAGGUCGGCAUGGGUUGAGUGAACAUGUAUUAUAGUGUCAACAUUUUUAUUGCUUAAUUUACUAAUCAAUAUAGUUUUGCUAUAAAUUUUUUAAUGUUUGAAAGAUUAUUUUGGCUAAGCUAUUGCAUAUUAUACUGUAGUUUGACACCAGUUUGAAAAAUGGUUAUCAAAACAUAUAUAAUUACCGAAAUAUAAUGAAUGGCAUCCAUAGGAUUGUAACAAACAGUGUAUAUAUUGUGGCAAACAUUGGAUGUAUAGCUGAGUGGACUCUCACUCCGAUCGCAACAUUUGUUUGCAUCGAUAAUAACUUGAAAUGAAUGGACUGUUUGACCAAACAUAUGAUGAGACAGUGACCCGAUGUAUGUGACCACCGAUUGACGACAGACCAGACAAUGAACGGUAAUAUUAUUCAACAGUUGGAAAGUUGUGCCCAAAUGCUAUUGGCACCGCCAAACUGUGUGACAACAGAGCAGAGGAAUGGCGCACAACAGGUGUUCAUUGACUUUCAGAAGACAAAGUGUCCGUUUGAUUUGUGUCGCGAUAUCCUCGAGACAUCACACGUGCCUUUCGUCCAGUUUCAGACAGGCGUGUGUCUCAAGAAUGGUGUCAUCAGAGACUGGCAGUAUCUCAAUGAAGAUCAAAGAAAAAUACUUCUUAAAUAUCUCAAUGAUUAUGUUAAUAGUCAUCCGUUGGAACCAUUUGUUUGCGAACAGCUUUUAAUGGUUUGCGCUAUUGUUGUAAAGCGUAUUGCAAUCGAUGAGGGAAAUGAUUCCCAAUCUUUGGCACAGAUAUUGACAUUUUUAUACGAAACACUAUCCAAUGUUAACAGUGAUCACACAUCAAGAAUCAUAUGCUGUACAUCAUUGUUGUCUGUGCUUAACGAGUACUCAUCUUCAACCCGUGCGUCCGAUUUUGGCCUCUCGUGGGCCACACAUUUGAGGUCAAAGAAAAAAUUUGAAAACACACAUCUCAAGAGUAUAUUUAGAUGUGUUGUCUCUACACUAAUGACUCAUUUAAGAAUAUCGCGGACAACACCUCCGAGUGGCGAAUGGACACAAUUAUCGACAAAAUUGCUACGGAUUUGUGAUUUUAUUCUUUCGUGGAAUUUCGAUGUCAUCACUAUAUUCUCAUCUCAAUAUGCAAAACAUGUCGACUCUAUUGAGAAUCCAGUUCUUCAACCGGCCAUUGACUGGAAGGAAGUACUGCUUGAUGGAGACGUCAUAUCAAUUUUCAUGGAAAUUCAUUUAUGUCUUAGAGAGACAAAUGACGACAAACUGAUGCACUAUUCAUUGCAAUGUAUUAAUCAAUUGUCAUCACUUAAUGGACCAAUUCUUAUAAAUGCCGAAAGCAGAUCUAAAUUUUUAAAAGCUAUAAUAUCGGGUACAAUAGGUUUAGUAAAGCAAAUAUGCGAUACAAUCACUAUCACAGAAGUGGUCCCAUUAAGUGCUGUAAUCAAUCGCAUUUGUAUACGACUUCAAUCAAGAGAUCAAAUAAACUUUGUUGAUAUGGAUUUAUUGAAGUCUUUUCUUGAGAUGAUGGCACAGAUUACCUGCAAAUUACUCUGUGAUUCAUUGAGCAAUAAAGAUGAAGAAGAGUUUGAUCGCUACAAGCUAUCAAUUGACAAUCUAUUGAACGCAUGGAUGUCUGUCAUUGCCAUUAUUGAAAGAGUUAAUCGUAAUGAAGAAUCAGAUAAUUCAAACAAUGGAUCUAAUAGUGUGAUAAAGUUAGAUGCGUUAUCAGUCUGGACGCGACCAAUAUUUGAAGCAUAUAUUCGAAUACAUUUGAGCCGACCCGAGGGUUUAAGACAGCCUAUCAAUGAUGUUGAAGAUGACAUACAAGAGUUUGAAGACAAUGAUAUUGUUUUAUACGGCGAACAGUUGAAUGCAAUCGGCUCUAUAGCACGGAUUGAUACCAAUCAUUCAAUUAAUUGUUUGAUUCAAAUUCUCUCCCUUCGUGUCAAUCAAUUUGAGACAUGUCUCAGACGUGAUGGACAAUCACAAGAAAAAAUGUACGAAUGGACUGCUUUGAGUGAAGACAUUCAUUGGCUUAUUUUAAUAACAGCAAAUGUAUUGACUCAAACCAAUUAUGUAUACUAUGGGGAACGGGAGAUGAUACCAUCACAAGUGAUGUCAUUUUCUAUAGCAAUUCAAUCAGAUUUAAGUCAAACGUUACAAUGUUUGCAAAAUUUGGAUGCAUUUUCCUCAUCUAAUAUUGAUCCUAUUGUACGAAUUAUAACUAUAUUUUUAAAAUUAUGUCAAAUGGAGAAAUACUUGUGUGAAAAUAAUAUGAAUCAAUGGGUCAGUCCUCAGGUAUCACUAUCUCUAACUUUAUUCAUAUCGCGAUUUAUGUUAACAUAUUUGUUGCCAAAUGAGAGCGAUUAUAAUGAAAUGAGUAUCGCUCUCAACACGUGUUUUGGACGCGACUCUAUCUAUGCUAAUAAUGUACUGAAUUUAAUUGUUGAUCAUAUAAUCACAAAAUUGAUUCAUUGGUCGAGUGAGGCUCAGGUAACUGAAGAAUCGUCCCAAACAUUAGUCCAUUUCGUCAAGAAUUGUGUUGAAAGAUGUAAAGCUCUAUACAAUUGCGUUAAUAUGAAUAAGUUAUUAACCAAACACUCAACUAAUGAAUUACAAAACCUAUCGAUAACUACUCGUAGAAAUAUAUAUCAAGUGUUUGUCCAUAUCGUUACAUACAAUCCCGAACUUUAUGACCAAUUAUUCCAGCCGUUAGUCGAACGCUACCGAAAAAUUCAGACAUCGAUUGAAGAGCAAAGUCUCGGCGAACCAUUGAGAACAGCUAUUGUUGAACUUUAUGAAUGUCUUGAAGGUAUAGCUUGUGGUACGACUGCUGUCAAUAUAAACAAUGUUUGGCCCAAUUUUAUAUCACCUAUUUUUAUGGAUUUACCAAAAAUGUUAUCAAUUUUACAUAAUUAUAACUCUAUUGUAUUGGCAAUUCUUAACCUUUUGGGACAACUGACAAAUCGGAUACUCUGUUAUCUAUCAGAUAACGAUGUCUUAACAUUUUAUAACACAUCCAUAGCUAUACUUAAUGAAUACGCUAAACAUAAUUCUUGUCGUUCUUCACGAGAAUCCAUUGAUGACGAAGAGGCAUAUAAUGACAUUUUAGUGAUUUUAAACUUUCUUAAUGACUUAGCGGCCAAAGACUUUAUUGAAUGGUUUCACGACGUAAAGGGAGACCAGAACUCAAGUAUAAGCGCCACUCAAAUUGUUUUUGUUGGUCUCAAUAUAAUAAUGCCAUUAAUGAGCGCACAAUUGUUAGGAUUUCCCAAAUUGUGUCAAAGCUAUUAUAAGCUGAUUGUCUUUUUAUGUGAAGAUCCCGAAAGACUCCAAGGAUUGCCCGAUCCUCUGAUGCAAUCAAUUGUAGAGAGCGUUCAACUCGCUCUCAAAUCAACGUUCGGUAAUGAAAUAAAGAGCAAUUGUCUGACAAUAAUCUCAGUGUUGGGAACUCAUGCUAUGCGCGAACCAAACAAAUUCGUGACAAUUGUCAGACUUGUUGAACCAUUUCUGGCGCUGAUCUUUGAGUUCACAUUAUUUGAAUGCGGAACCAGUAAUGAUGUGACUAUGAGAGAGAGUGUGGCCAACGCUCUCUUUUCACUCAUCUGUUGCUUUCCCUCGAGAUAUCAAGAGUUGGCGCAACAAAUCAUUACUUCUGGCAAAGAGGAAGUGAUCCAAAAACAGCUACAAACAGCUUUUGAAAAGCUUAUGGAAGGACUAGCACUCGAUGGUGUCAGAGCUCACAGGGCAACAUUCAAACGACGUUUUGAAACAUUUGUUAUUGAAAUACAAGGAUUGCUUUGUAUAAAAUAG
Messenger RNA from Oppia nitens, 4044 nucleotides. RefSeq names its product exportin-4-like. Gene Ontology annotation, molecular function: nuclear export signal receptor activity. Gene Ontology annotation, cellular component: nuclear pore; cytoplasm. The record is from RefSeq and is a predicted model, not a curated record. Bases 613 to 4044 code for a protein of 1143 amino acids. The transcript is spliced from 4 exons. Gene Ontology annotation, biological process: protein export from nucleus. Lineage: Eukaryota; Metazoa; Arthropoda; Arachnida; Sarcoptiformes; Oppiidae.